UUGAUGGGAAACUAGAAAGUUCUCGAAUAAUUAAUCUAUUUGGAAAGCACUAUAAGUUCGUCCUUGGCUGAUCGAAUCGGUACUUGGAAACAAUCUUCAUGUAAAGAUCUUUGCAGGACAAAACGAUCGAGGGAGAUUUCAAGAUUUUUGGUUCUGUAAGGAGCAAAUUGACGCUUUGAGGUCCGAGGGGAAUUCUUCGAGGUCUGCAUGCAAUUUUGGAGAAAAUUUGAACAUUUCUGCGAAAUUUGGGCGAAGAAUUAAAUUCUGUAUAUUUGUGGUCUGGUCGCAUAUAGACUAUGGGACAAAAGCAGAAAAUUGCAGGGUUCAACAAUGGUGGAAGAGAUUUCAAUAGCUUUCUUUUGCUAGCGGCGUUUAUUUUUGCAGGUUUUCUUCUCAGCUCGGUUAUUGCCGCAGAAGAAGCAGCGAAGUUAGGGACUGUAAUUGGUAUUGAUCUUGGAACAACAUACUCCUGUGUUGGUGUGUAUAAGAAUGGUCAUGUUGAAAUAAUAGCAAAUGAUCAAGGAAAUAGGAUUACCCCUUCGUGGGUUGCAUUCACCGAUUCAGAAAGACUUAUCGGGGAAGCUGCUAAAAACCAGGCAGCUUUGAAUCCUGAAAGAACGAUCUUUGAUGUGAAACGAUUGAUUGGAAGAAAGUAUGAGGACAAGGAGGUACAAAGAGACAUCAAACUUUUACCAUACAAGAUUAUAAACAAGGAUGGAAAACCUUAUAUUCAGGUGAAGAUUAAGGAUGGGGAAAUCAAAGUUUUCAGUCCUGAGGAGAUCAGUGCCAUGAUAUUGACUAAAAUGAAGGAGACAGCUGAGUCUUUUCUCGGGAAGAAAAUCAAGGAUGCAGUUGUAACUGUUCCAGCAUAUUUCAAUGAUGCCCAAAGACAGGCAACCAAAGAUGCUGGUGUAAUUGCUGGAUUAAAUGUGGCUCGUAUAAUAAAUGAGCCAACAGCUGCAGCAAUUGCAUAUGGAUUAGAUAAGAAAGGAGGGGAGAAGAAUAUUCUUGUUUAUGACCUUGGAGGUGGAACAUUUGAUGUGAGCAUUCUCACCAUUGACAAUGGUGUUUUUGAAGUGUUGUCAACCAGUGGAGAUACUCAUCUUGGAGGGGAGGACUUUGACCAACGUAUUAUGGAUUACUUCAUCAAAUUGAUCAAGAAGAAACACAACAAAGACAUUAGCAAGGACAAGAGAGCUCUUGGGAAACUCAGGAGGGAAUGUGAAAGGGCUAAGCGUGCUUUGAGCAAUCAACAUCAAGUACGAGUUGAAAUUGAAUCACUUUUUGAUGGCACAGAUUUCUCAGAGCCGCUAACAAGGGCAAGAUUUGAGGAGCUCAAUAUGGAUCUUUUCAAGAAAACAAUGGGACCGGUAAAAAGGGCUCUGGAGGAUGCAAGCUUGCAAAAGACUGACAUUAAUGAAAUUGUUCUUGUUGGAGGAAGUACUCGUAUACCAAAGGUCCAGCAGUUGUUGAAGGACUUUUUUGAUGGGAAGGAGCCCAACAAAGGUGUUAAUCCAGAUGAAGCUGUGGCUUUUGGCGCUGCUGUUCAGGGUGGCAUUUUGAGUGGUGAAGGAGGCGAUCAAACUUCAGAUAUUCUUCUAUUGGACGUUGCUCCUCUUAGCCUUGGUAUUGAGACUGUUGGUGGAGUAAUGACCAAACUUAUUCCAAGAAACACUGUCAUACCAACCAAGAAAUCUCAAGUUUUCACCACUUAUCAAGACCAGCAAACUACUGUCUCAAUCAAAGUGUAUGAAGGAGAGCGGAGUCUAACAAAGGAUUGCCGAGAAUUAGGGAAGUUUGAUUUGUCAGGAAUCCCACCAGCACCUCGUGGUGUGCCGCAGAUUGAGGUUACUUUUGAGGUGGAUGCCAAUGGUAUUCUCAAUGUAAGAGCAGAGGAUAAGGGAACCAAAAAAUCAGAGAAAAUCACCAUUACAAAUGAUAAAGGUAGAUUGACUCAGGAAGAAAUAGAACGUAUGGUGAAGGAAGCAGAGGAGUUUGCAGAGGAGGACAAUAAAGUGAAAGAAAGAAUUGAUGCAAGGAACAAUCUUGAAACAUAUGUCUACAACAUGAAAAGCACCAUAAAUGACAAGGACAAACUGGGAGAUAAAAUUGAUUCUGAUGAUAAGGAGAAAAUCGAAUCCACUCUCAAGGAAGCCCUAGAUUGGCUUGAUGAAAAUCAAACAGCAGAAAAGGAGGAUUAUGUAGAGAAGUUGAAAGAGGUGGAAGCUGUGUGCAAUCCAGUUAUCAAACAAGUGUAUGAGAAAACAGGCGGAUCCUCUGGAGGGGAUGAGGAAGAAGAUGACUCACAUGAGGAACUCUAAGCAACUGCUGCUUUUUUGCUAUAAUUUACAGAAAACACCUGCCAAAUACCACGAAGGGAAAGGGUGUGGUCAGAUUGCCUUACCAAAUAGUGUAAAAAUUUAUCUUCUAAUAGAAAUUGUUGUUUAUCAUAUUUUAUGAUUAUUGGAGGAAAUUAAAUAGAGAAUGUUGAGAUUCAGAGAA
Cryptomeria japonica (Japanese cedar) is the source of this 2502-nucleotide messenger RNA. Its product is annotated as luminal-binding protein. Lineage: Eukaryota; Viridiplantae; Streptophyta; Pinopsida; Cupressales; Cupressaceae. The record is from RefSeq and is a predicted model, not a curated record. Bases 297 to 2321 code for a protein of 674 amino acids. Gene Ontology annotation, biological process: endoplasmic reticulum unfolded protein response; cellular response to unfolded protein; protein refolding. The transcript is spliced from 9 exons. Gene Ontology annotation, cellular component: membrane; endoplasmic reticulum lumen; cytoplasm. Gene Ontology annotation, molecular function: misfolded protein binding; heat shock protein binding; ATP-dependent protein folding chaperone.